ACUAAACCCAGGACCCUGCAUUCACUAUUUCUGGUCUCCCCGGACCCUGCAUUCACUAUAUCUGGUCUCCCCGGACCCUGCAUUCACUAUAUCUGGUCUCCCAGGACCCUGCAUUCACUAUAUCUGGUCUCCCAGGACCCUGCAUUCACUAUAUCUGCUCUCCACGGACCCUGCAUUCACUAUAUCUGGUCUCCCCGGACCCUGCAUUUACUAUAUCUGGUCUCCCCAGACCCUGCAGUCACUAUAUCUGGUCUCCCAGGACCCUGCAUUCACUAUAUCUGGUCUCCCCAGACCCUGCAGUCACUAUAUCUGGUCUCCCCGGACCCUGCAUUUACUAUAUCCGGUCUCCCAGGACCCUGCAUUCACUAUAUCUGGUCUCCCACAGACCCUGCAUUCACUAUAUCUGGUCUCCCACAGUAUACAGCAAAU
Staurois parvus is the source of this 429-nucleotide messenger RNA. NCBI's taxonomy places the organism in Eukaryota, Metazoa, Chordata, Amphibia, Anura, Ranidae. The record is from the annotation of a GenBank genome assembly.